UGUACACCAACCCUCUCCAUUAUUCCUUCAUUCACCAGGAAAAAACCCCAUAACCCCAAAAAAAUGGAGACCUCCAAAUCCUCAGCUGCUCUCCUCCUAAUCUUCAUGCUCUUCCUCUCCUCCGCCACUCCCAUCCUCUCCUGCGGCCAUUGCGGCGGGAAACCUCACCCCAAGCCCAAAUCCCCUUCCAAGGGCGGCCCAAUCCACCUCCCAAAAAUCCCGCCGGUCACCGUCCCCACCGUCCCACUCCCCAAGCUCCCCGUCCCUCCGGUCACCGUCCCCAACGUCCCACUCCCCAAGGUCCCCGUCCCUCCAGUCACCGUCCCCACCGUCCCCAUCCCCAAGCUCCCCGUCCCUCCGGUCACCGUCCCCACCGUCCCCAUCCCCAAGCUUCCCGUCCCCAACCUACCCAUUCCUCCGGUAACCGGCGGGUCCAAGUCACCGCCGGCAGCCUGCCCGCCGCCACCGGCGAAGAAGGAAACCUGCCCAAUCGAUGUCCUGAAGCUGGGAGCCUGCGUGGACCUGCUCGGCGGGAUCGUCCACGUCGGGCUCGGGGAUCCGGUGGUGAACAAGUGCUGCCCGGUGCUCGCCGGACUCGUGGAAGUUGAGGCCGCCGUUUGCCUUUGCACUACGCUGAAGAUCAAGGCGUUGAACUUGAACAUCUACGUGCCUUUGGCUCUUGAGCUGCUCAUCACUUGCGGGAAGUCGCCUCCUCCUGGCUACACUUGCUCCCUUUAGGGUUUCUAAGGUAUGUAUACCCUACAAGUUUCGGUACAAUGAUGAUAACCCAAAAUUUUCUAGGCGUACGUAUGUGUGGUCCAUAUAAAAUAUUUCCUUCACUGAAUUUUCAGCCAAUUGUUCUAAAAAAAUUUCAUUCUAGUCUAGCUAGUGGGUAAAAUAUAGUGUUGAUGGAUUUUUCGUUGGGUGCGGGUUUUAUCGGUUUUUGAAAUUGACGAGUUGGAUCGGGUCUAGUUUUGUUCAAAAUCCACCCCGCUUUGUACCCGAUGCAUGCUCAUAAAGUAGAAAUUAUGUCAUUUUGUAUCUAAUCAGAAUAAUUUGAAUGAUUAAUGUGUGUUAUUAGUGUUUAUGACAAUAUAAACCUAAUAAUAUGAAUAAUUUAUGGAUGUUGACAGUUUUUAGGGACGUAUACAUAUAUAUGAAAUUUUUUGAGUUUAGAGAAAGUCGACCCAUUUCCUUCCCUACUCCCUUCAAAUUCCAAAUUCUAGUUAGAAAUACACACAUAACUUUUCAGGAGAUCAAUGGUAGAACUACUAGAUUAAGCCCUUGUUUGCUAAGAUAUUUAUGGAUUAUAAUAUAUGGUUUUCAUGCAUAUGGUGAUAGUAGUUCUCUGUUUAUGAUAAUGCAGCCGCUGCAGGCAGCUGAUGCAGGAAGUGACAUGGAUGGAUGAUUGAAUUACUCGACAUGAGAGGAUGUCGGGCAUUCUCUCUCUUAAUUUAUAUAUUCUCUCUCUAUGGUUUUUUCUUCUCUCUCUAUUUUCAUUAUUAUGGCAAAGGGGGUGUGGUUGUAUUUCGAAUGGGGUUUUGAAUUGGCAUUGAAGAUGUUUGGAUUCUAAUGGUGUGUAGACCAUUUGUUGUUAUAUGAUUUGUUUGUUUGCAUGGUGUGUGUGGGGUUUUGGUCUGUCUUAGAGAAGCAAUUUGAACCAAGAGACCACGACACAUCUUUCUCCAUCUUCCUUGUCUUUGUGUAUCUGAUUGUCACGAUACAAAAGAAACGGAACAUCUAUCUGAUUGUUAGAUUCUCAUCAAGAUAAACUAUGAGCAAGGAGUUGAACACAAAAGUCGACAUGCUUUUCCGAGCACAUCACGAAAAGUUGUAGUAGGUUUCCAAAAAACUUUGAUAGUGAUA
Molecule: messenger RNA, 1866 nt
Organism: Linum trigynum
Lineage: Eukaryota; Viridiplantae; Streptophyta; Magnoliopsida; Malpighiales; Linaceae
Source: the annotation of a GenBank genome assembly